GAAAACUUCUCAGCAUUACUAUACCCUCUCUCUCUCUCUCUCUCUCUGUUUGCAGUCUCUAACCAACCACUGAGUUCGCAAUGGCAUUUCCUUACUUGGAAGCAGUUCUCGGUUUCAUGAUAUUAAUGUACAUAUUUGAGACAUACCUUGAUGUACGACAGCAUGCUGCUCAUAAAUUGCCAACACUUCCGAAAACUUUGGUAGGAGUUAUCAGCCAGGAAAAAUUUAAGAAGUCCCGUGCGUAUAGUCUAGACAAAAGUUACUUCCAUUUUAUCCACGAGUUUGUUACCAUACUUAUGGACUCUUCCAUCUUGUACUUCCGGAUAUUGCCCUGGUUUUGGAAGAUAUCAGGAGAAUCUUUACUAUACCUUGGUCUCAACACAGAGAAUGAAAUAUUUCACACUCUUUCAUUUUUAGCAGGAGUAAUGGUUUGGUCACAGAUCACCGAUUUGCCAUUUUCAUUGUAUUCAACCUUUGUGAUUGAGACCCGCCAUGGUUUCAACAAGCAAACAGUAUGGUUAUUCUUUAGGGACAUGAUAAAAGGAAUUGCUUUAGCUAUUGUGAUUGGUCCUCCCAUUGUGGCUGCCAUCAUUGUUAUAGUACAGAAAGGAGGUCCUUACUUGGCAAUUUACUUGUGGGGGUUUAUGCUGAUUUUAUCUCUUGCUAUGAUGACUAUCUACCCUGUACUAAUUGCUCCACUUUUCAACAAGUUCACUCCGCUUCCACAGGGAGAGCUUAGGUUGAAUAUUGAGAAUCUUGCGUCCUCACUCAAGUUUCCCCUAAAGAAAUUAUUCGUCGUUGAUGGGUCCACACGGUCAAGCCAUAGCAAUGCAUACAUGUAUGGGUUCUUCAAGAACAAGCGCAUUGUCCUCUAUGAUACACUCAUCCAGCAGUGCAAGAAUGAUGAGGAAAUAGUAGCUGUUAUUGCACAUGAACUGGGUCAUUGGAAACUUAAUCACACAAUGUACUCCUUCAUUGCGGUCCAGAUUCUCACAUUGUUGCAGUUUGGAGGAUACACUCUUGUUAGGAAUUCUAAGGAUUUGUUUCAGAGUUUUGGGUUUGAUACACAACCAGUCCUUAUUGGACUCAUCAUUUUCCAGGUAAUACUAGAAAUCUGGUCAGGAGGUUUGGCUGUUAGGAGGGUUAAAUACACUCUUGUUAGGAAUUCUAAGGAUUUGUUUCAGAGUUUUGGGUUUGAUACACAACCAGUCCUUAUUGGACUCAUCAUUUUCCAGCAAACUGUGAUACCUCUCCAGCACCUAGUAAGCUUUGGCCUUAAUCUUGUAAGCCGCGCCUUUGAGUUCCAGGCUGAUGCAUUUGCAAAGAAGUUGGGUUAUGCUGCACCUCUUCGAGCUGGUCUUGUGAAACUGCAGGAAGAAAACUUGUCAGCUAUGAACGCAGAUCCUUGGUAUUCAGCCUAUCAUUACUCUCACCCUCCCCUAGUUGAAAGACUCGCUGCCAUUGAUGAACCUGAGAAGAAGACGGACUAACAAAUACGUGGGAGUUUCACCAUUCGACUUACAACAAUGAUCUUUUGUAGAUGUUGCCUCAAUUUUUCUAGAACACCAAAAUUUGAAGCAUAAAAAUAAUUAUCUUUUACCAAUAGACAAAUUAUAGUCCGUAAGUGUGCAUAUUCCACUUCGGGAACAAUUUUGUUUUCGUUGUUUUGGCUCUUCAUAGUCCGCUUUUUGUUUGAGGAGUUCGUAGGAUAAUGAAAAUGGUUUUAAAGAGCAGGCCAGUACAGUCAGUUUGAUAAAUAAGCGAAUGCAAGUUCACCA
Messenger RNA from Nicotiana tabacum (common tobacco), 1778 nucleotides. Lineage: Eukaryota; Viridiplantae; Streptophyta; Magnoliopsida; Solanales; Solanaceae. The record is from RefSeq and is a predicted model, not a curated record.